ACCGUUUGAGCACAGUAGUGAUUUACCGGACGUUUGAGGACAUGAUUCUGGCGCAACGUGUGGAUCCAUUCGGUUACGGAAUUAUGGUAGAUGUGUUUUGUGCUUAAAGAGACGGGUUCACAGUCACAAAGUUAGUGUAGUGACUGCAAUUUGUCACGCCACUCACGGAGCGCAGAACGCACGCUGUGAGCUUUAAGUCGGGAUUCAUUCAAGGGAUCGCAGGACGGUUGUCUAUCUCCAGAGUCCUCGGCUUUUGGAGUUCGUCCGCGACGUGAUCGAUUGCGGUUGUGCUGUUUAGAUUAAGGUUGCUCGCAAUGGCACCACAGACCGCACCAACCAAGAAGGCGCUCAUCACCGGAAUCACUGGCCAGGAUGGCUCUUACCUGACCGAGUUCUUGCUGAACAAAGGCUACGAGGUGCAUGGCAUCAUCAGAAGGUCCUCCAACUUCAACACGCAGCGACUGGAGCACAUCUACAUUGACCCCCAUCAAUCCAGCUCCCGAAUGAAACUGCACUAUGGGGAUCUAUCAGAUGCGUCCGCAUUGCGCAAGUGGGUGGACUCCAUCUGCCCGGACGAGGUUUACAACCUCGGAGCUCAGUCCCACGUAGGCGUGUCGUUCGAGAAUCCGGACUACACCGCAGAUGUGGUGGGCACGGGCACUCUGAGGCUGCUGGAAGCCAUUCGAAUCCACAUUCAGGCCACUGGCAGACUGGUGAAGUACUACCAGGCCGGAUCUUCCGAGAUGUACGGUGCCACUCCUCCGCCCCAAGACGAGACCACGGUGUUCCACCCACGCAGCCCUUACGCCGUCGCGAAGGUUGCAGGGCAUUUCUACACCGUGAACUACCGCGAGGCGUAUGGCAUGUUUGCGUGCAAUGGCAUUCUGUUCAACCACGAGUCGCCCCGCAGAGGCGAGAACUUCGUAACCAGGAAGAUUACGAGAGCUAUCGGGCGCAUCAAGGUGGGGCUACAGAAGAAACUGUAUCUGGGCAACCUGAAGGCGUCGCGCGACUGGGGGUUCGCAGGGGACUACGUUGAGGGAAUGUGGCUGAUGCUGCAGCAAGACAAGCCCGACGACUACGUGCUGGCCACAGAAGACUCGCACACUGUGGAGGAGUUUCUGGAGGAGGCGUUCGGCUGCGUUGGGCUGAACUGGAAGGACUAUGUUGAGAUCGACCCCAGGUACUUCCGGCCUUCGGAGGUGGACAAUCUACGAGGCAGUGCGAAGAAGGCGAAGGAGGUGUUGGGGUGGGAGCCGAAGGUGCAGUUUAAGAAGCUUGUGGCAAUGAUGAUGGACAGCGAUUUGGAGAAGGCGAAGCGCGAGAAGGUGCUGGUGGACGCCGGCUUCAUGGACUCACACCAGCAGCCUUGAAAGCUCCCGCAGGCAUUGUGGUGGAGCUUGUGGGGUACUGCGAGUAGUUUUUAUAAUUUUUAUUUUAUUCUUUUAUGAAGAUUUUUGAUACAAAAAAAAAUAAAAAGUAAGAAUUGUGUAUAAAUUUGAUUGAUUAUUUUUUAUAAAA
This is a messenger RNA of Physcomitrium patens, 1521 nucleotides long. RefSeq names its product GDP-mannose 4,6 dehydratase 2. Lineage: Eukaryota; Viridiplantae; Streptophyta; Bryopsida; Funariales; Funariaceae. Gene Ontology annotation, molecular function: GDP-mannose 4,6-dehydratase activity. The record is from RefSeq and is a predicted model, not a curated record. Gene Ontology annotation, biological process: 'de novo' GDP-L-fucose biosynthetic process.